Molecule: messenger RNA, 638 nt
Organism: Glycine soja
Lineage: Eukaryota; Viridiplantae; Streptophyta; Magnoliopsida; Fabales; Fabaceae
Product: WD repeat-containing protein 91 homolog
Exons: 5
Coding region: 67-486 (139 amino acids)
Molecular function (GO): protein binding
Source: RefSeq, a predicted model, not a curated record
UAGGGCUGGUUCUAACUAUAUUGACAACCUGGGUUUUGCUUCACUUACUGUGUGGAACAUGAAGACAUGGAAAGCCAUGUCCUUCCUCUUGGAGAAGAUCCACCAGCAAUUACUUCUCUAUGCUUUAAUCACAAUGGAAAGAUUUUGGCAGCUUCUGCCGUUGAUGGAAUGAUUCACAUGUUUGACAUGUCUGCUGGUCUACAAAUCACUGGCUGGCCUGCACAUGAUUCUUCCAUCAGUUCAAUUCUGUUUGGACCAGAUGAGACUAGCAUUUUUAGCCUGGGCUCUGAUGGGAAGAUUUUUGAGUGGAGUUUGCAAAAUCAAGGUCAAAUCCUGUGGUCGAGAGACUCUAGUAGGUUCUGUUACCCCCUCAAUGAUUCAAAAUAUUGCAGACAUGAGAUGGCAUUAGAUGCAAAUGGGAGGAGACUCUUGGUAACAUCCAGUUCAUUUAGAGCACCCAUAUACCAGGUUAAUGAUUCGUGGUGAAUUGUGAUUAGACCAUUGCCUUUAGGGAUUAUAAUUAUAUAAUUAUCCAUACAUUGGUUUGACUUGUUACACCCAGUAAAUUUUGGCUUUGAAUAUAUCCGGUUAUCUUGUUAGUUAUCUGGAAUUGUUGUGUCUGGUUGUCUUGUGUCAGU